Molecule: messenger RNA, 768 nt
Organism: Elephantulus edwardii (Cape elephant shrew)
Lineage: Eukaryota; Metazoa; Chordata; Mammalia; Macroscelidea; Macroscelididae
Exons: 6
Coding region: 1-768 (255 amino acids)
Cellular component (GO): cytosol; membrane
Source: RefSeq, a predicted model, not a curated record
AUGGUCAUCAACUGCCUGCAGACAUCUGAGUAUGUGCAAGACUCGGGGCCUUCACUGAAUAAACACAGCGAGCCCUGCAGUUACUCAAAGCUCUGUAAGACCCUCAUGACAAUGCCCGGCUACUCAGGCUUCUACCUGUCCGACCAGAUGCUCUAUUUCCUUCUCGCCAGGAUGGUUGGAUGCACAGAGGGGCUGUUCAGCCAAACCCAGCUUUAUAUUGACUUCUUCUGUGCCAACAUGAUGGACCUUAAUGAGGGGAUUGAGGCCUCAGGAUACAACUACCUUAUGCGGAAACUCUUCAUGCAAAACAUAAUGUUCUGUGGAAUUUGUGGAUUUUCUGACUUCUACAAACUCUCCUGGCUGGAGGCCAUUCUCAACUGGCAGAACCCUGAAGAAGGAUGCUUUGGGAAGUCUAGGUGGAUGUCCCACGUGUACCCGCAGCAAGUUCUGGAGGUGUCCCUGCAUUUGGAUCUGGUGUGGGUUUGGGAGGGAAUGCCCCUGGCGGAUGCAGGUGAAGAUGCUGAGAUGUGGAGGGAGAACACGGCCACCCCAGCUGGCAGGGGCUCUCACUGCCAAAGCGAACCACAGUGGUCACUGGAGCUGUGUAAGAAAAUGUUCAGCGGAAAGCAGUGGUUGGGACCACACAGUUCCUUUGUAGGCGGUGCACAGACUAGCAGAGGCCACGGGGUACCGGGUACCGAGAAGACACCCACACCCACCACCAGGCCACAUGGGCCCCGCCUUCCUAUGCGCAUGCGCCAAGGGUAG